AACUCCAGAACGUUAGCUUGGAUCGAAAAAGUCUGCACAGCCACCGCAGCCCAACCCAACCCAUCCAGCUGGGAUUCCGUUAAUUUCCAGGUGGCUUUUCUUCCUGCGUCAAUCUCGUAAUGCCAAUGUCGGAGUUAUAGCGGAGAUCCGGAACCUCUCUCUCGCAGAUUUGUUUGGAGAGAGAGAUAGGAGGAAGCGCGGCGGUCACCGCCCGUCCAUUGGAAUGGCUUUCCCGCGGCGUCGUUUCCAGUAUUACCACCGCCUCCGGUCUUUGUACCCGGUGAUCUCCUCAAUCUCCGGUGCUAUUCUCUUCCUCUUCGCUCUCCUUUCCCUUCUCGCUCCGACGCCUAUGGAUUCGGAUCAGUUCCACCGCAGUGACUCCUUGAGUGUUGUGGCUAAGGAGGCGAUUCGGAAUGGAGAUUCAAUGUUUCGUGUUCCGAGUGGCGGAGGGAGAUUAAAUCGUGAUAUUUGGAGUUCCAGGAAUUCCAGAUUGUUUUAUGGAUGCAAUAAUGCCAGCAGCAAGUUUGCAAAGGCUGAAGCUGUUACACAUGCCAAUAGAUUCUUGGCAAUUGCGACUAGUGGAGGCUUGAAUCAACAAAGAACUGGGAUUGUAGAUGCUGUUAUUGCUGCCCGUAUUUUGAAUGCUACUCUUGUUGUUCCAAAGCUGGACCCAAAGUCAUUUUGGAAGGAUUCAAGUGACUUCAGAGAGAUCUUUGAUAUUGAUUGGUUCAUAUCAUUUCUGUCAAAAGAUAUUAAAAUUAUAAAGCAGCUCCCUAGAAGGGGAGGGAAAGCUUGGAUUCCACACACCAUGCGUGUUCCAAGGAAAUGUAGUGAAAGAUGUUACCAAAAUCGUGUAUUGCCUGUUCUUCAGAAAAGGCAUGCCAUACAGCUCACGAAGUUUGAUUACAGACUUGCAAACAAACUAGAUACAGACUUGCAGAAGUUAAGAUGUAGGGUUAACUACCAUGCUUUGAGGUUCACUGACCCUAUUCUUCAAAUGGGUAAAAUGCUUGUAAAUCGGAUGAGGAUGAGAAGCAAGCAUUAUAUUGCCCUGCACUUGAGUACUGAUGCAGCAAUAUGUUAUAGGUUUGAACCAGAUAUGCUUGCAUUCUCAGGAUGUGAUUAUGGUGGAGGUGAAAAGGAAAGGAAUGAAUUAGGUGCAAUUCGUAGGAGGUGGAAAACUUUACAUAAAACAAAUCCUGACAGGCAAAGGAGACAAGGAAGAUGCCCACUCACUCCAGAGGAAGUAGGUCUGAUGCUGAGAGCACUAGGAUAUGGAAUGAUGAACAAAAUGAUGAUGAUGUUGAUGAUAACAAUGAUGUUAAUGAUUAUGACACUGAUGAUCCAGAAUGGACUGAUCCAGAUGAUGAUGAGUAUCGAUUUGGCCCUCAAGAGAAAGGCCUGUAUAAUGAAACAGUUUUAGGUAAUGAGAUGGUCACUUCUGAUGAACCUGAGUUGGAAGAGAUACUUUCAGACUAAAUACAAUCCCCUGAUACUUCUUGGUGUUGUUGGCUGCAUUUGAUUGGUUCUUUGUUGCAUGCCUUGCCCUCUAUCGUCUCCUUCAGAAAUGCAAAAAAUGCUCCUUUGAGAAUGCUGCCCAAUGUCAAGCUGUAUAUAGAAACCAUUGAAUGGUCGCAAAAGGAAGCAUAUUUUCCCAACGAAACAUUGCAACAUUUAGUUCUUGACAGCUGGUUUUUCAGUUCAAAGCUCGGGCACAGAAGUUGUGUCAUGGGCAUUGGGUUUAAGAUUGAACUACUUCCAGUUAUAUAUGUCUGAAUGGAACCAGGAAGUAGAAGUAUAAACAUAAACGGUACUAUGAUGUUGAAACCAAGGUUUUCUGAGAGAAUUGUUGAAUAGGCCGCGGUAUUCUAACUUAUUAUUGGAUUGCUCAAGGCUUUGUUUGAGGAUGUUAGGUUGUAACAGUAUCUGUAGGUUUUUUAGUUUUU
Molecule: messenger RNA, 1946 nt
Organism: Rubroshorea leprosula
Lineage: Eukaryota; Viridiplantae; Streptophyta; Magnoliopsida; Malvales; Dipterocarpaceae
Source: the annotation of a GenBank genome assembly